Molecule: messenger RNA, 1991 nt
Organism: Dipodomys ordii (Ord's kangaroo rat)
Lineage: Eukaryota; Metazoa; Chordata; Mammalia; Rodentia; Heteromyidae
Product: probable 28S rRNA (cytosine-C(5))-methyltransferase
Exons: 16
Coding region: 1-1926 (641 amino acids)
Biological process (GO): RNA methylation; RNA processing
Molecular function (GO): RNA binding; S-adenosylmethionine-dependent methyltransferase activity
Source: RefSeq, a predicted model, not a curated record
AUGGGAGCUGUUGGGCUCUCCAGUCAGAAGGGAGCCCAGGCCUUGUUGAGCACUGCUCGGGGCAAGAAGCGCCCGGCACCUGCACACAGCAGUGAGGAGGAGGAGGAGGAUGAAGAGGAGGAGGAGGAGGGUGCUGAGGUGAAGCAGGAUGACCUGUGGGGCUCGGAAGACAGCGAUGCUGACAUGGUGGAUGACUAUGGCGCCGACUCGCACUCCGAGGACGAGGACGAGGAGGAGAAGUUGUUGCCCAUUGAGCGAGCAGCCCGGAGGCAGAAGGCGCUGGAGGCCGCGGCGGGAGGCCAGUGGAGCGAGGAGGACUCUGAGGAAGAGGAGGCGCCGUCCCCGGAGCCCCGCGAACCCGGAGAGGCUGAGGGGGACCUGCAGAUCAACGUGGACCAGGACGAGCCCUUCGUGCUGCCCCCUGCUGGCGACACGGAGCAGGAUGCCCAGGCCCCCGACCUGCAGCCCCAGCUGAUGAAGAACACGGGCGUCAUCCUCGCCAACGACGCCAACGCCGAGCGCCUCAAGAGCGUGGUGGGGAACCUGCACCGCCUCGGGGUCACCAACGCCAUCGUCAGCCACUACGACGGGCGCCAGUUCCCCAAGGUGGUGGGGGGCUUCGACCGCGUGCUGCUGGACGCGCCCUGCAGCGGCACGGGCGUCAUCUCCAAGGACCCCGCCGUGAAGACCAACAAGGACGAGAAGGACAUCCUGCGCUGCGCGCACCUGCAGAAGGAGCUGCUCCUGAGCGCCAUCGACUCCGUCAACGCCGCCUCCAAGACGGGCGGCUACCUGGUCUACUGCACCUGCUCCAUCACGGUGGAGGAGAACGAGUGGGUGGUGGACUACGCCCUGAAGAAGCGGAACGUGCGCCUGGUGCCCACCGGCCUGGACUUCGGCCAGGAGGGCUUCACGCGCUUCCGCGAGCGCCGCUUCCACCCGAGCCUGCGCGCCGCCCGCCGCUUCUACCCGCAUGCGCACAACAUGGACGGCUUCUUCAUCGCCAAGCUCAAGAAGUUCUCCAACGCCGUCCCCCAGGCCCCGGCCCCGGCCCCGGCCCCGGCAGGGACUCGUGCAGCCGACCCCCCUGCGGAGCCGGACCGCCCCGCGCCCCAGAGCCGCAGCCCGCCCGCCAAGGAAGCCAGGGCGGCCGCGAAGCUGCCCGGCACCAUCUGGUCCUUCUCGCAGCCCCGCCGCCUCGGCCCGGGCCUGGAGCCCGCGCUCGUGCAGGGCCCCGGGCUGGCGUGGGAGCACCCCGACGGGGUGGGCGUGCAGAUCGACACCAUCACCCCCGAGAUCCGCGCGCUCUACAACGUGCUGGCCAAGGUGAAGCGCGAGCGCGACGAGUACAAGCGCAGGUGGGAAGAGGAAUACACGGUGCGGGUCCAGCUGCAGGAGCGCGUGAACGAGCUGCAGGAGGAAGCCCAGGAGGCCGAUGCCUGCCAGGAAGAGCUGGCCAUGAAGGUGGAGCAGUUAAAAGCUGAGUUGGUGAUCUUCAAGGGACUCAUGAGUAAUAACCUGAGCGAGCUGGACACCAAGAUCCAGGAGAAGGCCAUGAAGGUGGACAUGGACAUCUGCCGCCGCAUCGACAUCACUGCCAAGCUCUGCGACCUGGCGCAGCAGCGCAACUGCACCGACAUGAUCCACAUGCUGCAGGUGGGCUGGUGGGGAAUGUUCCAGAAGCUGUCCCCACUGGAGCUGGCCACGGCCAAGAACGACAUGAACCGGCACCUGCACGAGUACAUGGAGAUGUGCAGCAUGAAGCGCGGCCUGGACGUGCAGAUGGAGACCUGCCGCCGCCUCAUCACGCAGUCGGGGGACCGAAAGUCUCCUGCGUUCGGUGCGGUCGCGCCUAGCGAGCCGCCGCCUGCGAGCGAGGCGGAGGACUCCGAUCGAGACCUGUCAUCUGACAGCUCCCUGAGAUAGGAGCGCACUCCUGCGCGCCCGCCGGAGCCCCGCCGCCCGGGCCCGUCCUCGGGCCCCGCCCCCCG